Molecule: messenger RNA, 972 nt
Organism: Pediculus humanus corporis (human body louse)
Lineage: Eukaryota; Metazoa; Arthropoda; Insecta; Psocodea; Pediculidae
Exons: 2
Coding region: 1-972 (323 amino acids)
Source: RefSeq, a predicted model, not a curated record
AUGAGAAAGGAAAGGAAAAGGAAAAUGUCUAAAUACACGAGACCGGUUUACAGCAGGCCGAGAACAAAAGUCUACGAUACAAAUUACAACAUCGGAGAAAGUUAUUAUAAAUCCGCAUUGGACGGAUUAGAUAGAAAAUAUGGGAAAACGAAUCCCGGAGAUUUUUUUAACAGUUCAAUGACGUCACAACCACCGUUCGGUGAAAGAUCUGGAAUGGGAGGAGGAGUAGGAGGAGAAUCGUCCGCAACGAGAAGCGCGAUGAAAGAAAUGGAUGAUUUUUUCGACGAUAGAAAAAAAAAAAAAAUGGGAUCAUUGAUGGACGAACCAGCGUUCGACGACGUUUUCACAAGUCGAAUGAAAAACGGAAAUCCAUCGCGAAAUCUCGCGAGAGCUUUAGAAGACGAAUUCGACCAAGACGUGGCAUCCUCGAUGAGAAAAUUAAAAUCCGUUAAAAUAUCGAAAUCGAUGGCGGAAAAUUUCGACGACGAAGAUAUCGCAUCCUCGAUUCGAGAUAGAAAAGAUUCGAGACUCAAAUCGAAAUUAGAUUUUUCCGAUAAGUUAAUGGAUAGCGUGGGAUUAACCGGAAAAGCGAGAGCCGCUUUGGAAGACGAUGACGGUUUCACGAGCAAGAAAAGAUUUAUUAAAAUGACGUCAUCAACCGAAUUCGGCGGCGAUACGGAGGAUUUGACAAAAUGGACGGCGUUGAAACCACGUAAAUUUUUAGAAUCCGAUUCGUCUUCCGAUUUGCUGUCGUCGGGUGCAGCUGCAAGAGCUUUGAAAUCUCGCGCGAGACUCGAAGAUUUAGAAUCGGAAAUGCAAGCUUUGUCGGAAAAAAGCGCGGCGAGAGAAAAACGCGUUCGAGAUUUAAAAGCUUUGGUACAAGAAAACGAAGCCAACGCCAUUGACAAUUUACAAUCGACCGUUAAAAUUUCUUCAUCCAUACAAUCCGAAAAAAGGAAAGUUAAUUUUUGA